Molecule: messenger RNA, 837 nt
Organism: Apis florea (little honeybee)
Lineage: Eukaryota; Metazoa; Arthropoda; Insecta; Hymenoptera; Apidae
Gene: RpL24-like
Product: ribosomal protein L24-like
Biological process (GO): ribosomal large subunit biogenesis
Cellular component (GO): nucleolus
Molecular function (GO): structural constituent of ribosome
Source: RefSeq, a predicted model, not a curated record
UUUAUCUUAUCCGUAAUUUUAUAUUCAUUGUCUUGAUUUCCGACUUAAUACAGUAUUUUCAUAAAUGAAUGCAACAUGCGUAUAGAAACGUGUUAUUUUUGUUCGUCUCGAAUAUAUCCGGGACAUGGAAUACAAUUCGUAAGAAAUGAUUGUAAGAUAUUUAAGUUUUGUCGAUCAAAAUGUCAUGCUGCAUUCAAGAAAAAGAAAAAUCCAAGGAAAGUAAAAUGGACUAAAGCAUAUAGGAAAACAGUUGGAAAAGAGUUGGCAGUAGAUCCAUCAUUUGAAUUUGAAAAAAGAAGAAAUAUUCCUAUUAAGUAUAAUAGAGAGUUAUGGCAUAAUGCAAUUGAUGCUAUGAAAAAAGUAGAAAAUAUCAAACAAAGGAGACAAAAUCUACAUAUAAUGCAACGAUUACGUAAAGGACGAGAAUUAGAAAAAGAAAGAGAUAUUAAAGAAGUUCAACGUGAUUUAUCACUUAUAAAAUCACCUGCUGUAGGGUUAAAAGAAAGAAGGAAAUUAGAAGAAAUUACUGAACAAGACAAAAUGCAGGAAUCCAGUGAUGAACAAGAACAAGUAGAAAUGGAAAUGAAUUAGAUUAAAUUGUUAUGAAAAUCAUUCAUUCAUUUAUAAAAUAUUUAUAUUAUGAUGAUAAUAAUUAUUAACAAAACCUUUUAAAAUCAUAUAUUAAACAUGAUUAUGAAUAAAAUUUUAUUUAUAAUAAACAAUAAGUUAUAUUAUAAAUUGUUAUUAAUUUUUAUACUACAACAAAAUAAUUUGUAUUAAAAAUUUGUAAAUAAAAAUACAAUAUAAAAUUAACUAUCAACAAAUAAGUAAGCAUUA